Messenger RNA from Euleptes europaea (tarantolino), 1211 nucleotides. It is a transcript of the gene ZC3H10, whose product is annotated as zinc finger CCCH-type containing 10. NCBI's taxonomy places the organism in Eukaryota, Metazoa, Chordata, Lepidosauria, Squamata, Sphaerodactylidae. The transcript has a single exon. Gene Ontology annotation, molecular function: metal ion binding. Bases 1 to 1188 code for a protein of 395 amino acids. The record is from RefSeq and is a predicted model, not a curated record.
AUGCCAGACCGUGACAACACCUAUAACGGUAGCGGCAGCGAUGAGGCAAGCGCCAACUCUGACGACAUCUGCCGAGACUUUUUGCGUAAUGUCUGCAAGCGGGGCAAGCGCUGCCGUUUCCGCCACCCCGACAUCAACGAGGUGACCAACCUGGGAGUCAGCAAGAACGAGUUCAUCUUCUGCCAUGACUUCCAGAACAAAGAGUGCGCCCGCAACAACUGCCGCUUCAUUCACGGCACCAAGGAGGAUGAGGACUGCUACAAGAAGACAGGAGAGCUCCCCCCACGCCUCCGCCAGAAAGUGGCAGCGGGGCUGGGCCUUUCCCCAGCUGAUCUUCCAAACAGCAAGGAGGAAGUACCCAUUUGCAGGGAUUUUCUGAAGGGGGAUUGCCAGCGUGGAGCCAAGUGCAAAUUCCAGCACCUGCAGCGGGAUUUUGAGUAUGAUGCCCGGGGGCUGACUACUCGGGAGCAGGGCAUUACCACACCCGUGCGGCGAUAUGAACCCUAUGAUCCCAUGUAUGAUUCCGACCGAUGCUAUGAUGACCAUGAUCCUGUGCUCAAGAGGCGGAGGGUAGACGGGCUCCACUUUGAGACUUACGAGUACAACUUCACCAGUCCACGCACGGUGGAAUACCGGCUCCUGGAAGAAGAGAACAUCAUGCUUCGCAAACGCUUAGAAGACCUCAAGAAGCAGGUCAACAACCUCCUGGCCACCAAUGAGGUCCUCUUGGAGCAGAACGCCCAGUUCCGCAACCAGGCCAAGGUGAUGACACUCAGUUCCACAGCCACGGCCACAGAGCAGACUCUGGCGCCCACCGUGGGCACCGUCACCAACUACAACCACAGCAUUGCGCAGACUCACACCACCCUGAGCAGCCAAGCUCUACAGCCACGGCCUGUUUCGCAACAGGAUUUGGUCGCUCCGGCCGGUGCGCAGGCAGCACCGCCCAGCAACGCGGCACCUCCUAUGAACCCUGAAAUCACCCCACUCUCAGCAGCUCUGGCUCAGACCAUUGCCCAGGGGAUGGCUCCCCCGGUCUCCAUGGCACCUGUGGCUGUGUCGGUGGCACCCGUGGCUGUGUCAAUGGCUCAGCCGCUGGGGGGCAUAACCAUGAGCCAUGCCACCACACCCAUGGUGACAUAUCCCAUAGCCUCACAGAGCAUGAGGAUAACAGCCAUGCCUCACUAGUCCCCUUCCCGAGGGAAGUGACU